This is a messenger RNA of Racocetra persica, 188 nucleotides long. The record is from the annotation of a GenBank genome assembly. Lineage: Eukaryota; Fungi; Glomeromycota; Glomeromycetes; Diversisporales; Gigasporaceae.
AUGUUACCUGCUAAAUGGUCAACUAUAUUAGCAGAUUCUAGCAAUGAAUUUCAUAAUCAAAUACUUUUGGAUAUUCAAUCCCAACUAAAUAAUAUUGCUAUUACUCAAGAUGAUUAUGUCUUGAUAUAUAAAGUGACAAAAGAAACUGGGGCUAGAAUUCAAAUUAUUAAUAAAAGAGAUUUUGAAAG